AUGCAAUCUUCUACUACCAACGACGUCAAUUCUUUCGCGCAACCAUCAACAUCAUUAAUUAGUAAAUCGAAUAAAUAUAGAAUGCGACUUUGCGACGCAUCUCCGGAAUUACUAAAAUUGAUUAAAGAUUCGGAAAAGGAGUAUGAAAAGCCUUUAUCGAAUAAAUCUACCUCUUCUAGCGUUGACGUAAAUCACUCUAACCUUCUAUGUGGAGUUCCCCCUAAUAAUAAAAUUAGAAAAAGCCCUUAUUCGAGAAAAUCAGGAAAUUCUAAUCAACUUGAUAAGAAAAGCAGAAGGAGAUGGUACGAAUCAAUUGUAACUGAUAAAAAUCUGCAUCUUCUCAAUAUUUCAAUCUAUGAAUUAUGGAAAAUGAUUGAACUAUUAAAACUUGACAAGUCAAUACUUAAAAAAAUAACCCCAAAAGUCAAUUGGAGUUCAGAACCUCGGUCUAUAAUACAAUUCCCGUAUUAUGACUAUUUACAUCCUAAAGAAGCUUGCGUAGCUACAACAUUAAGGCUUACGCCUUUUCAAUACCUUUUAGCAAAAUACAUACUAAUUUCCUCUGCCAGAACGGCUAUGGAAAAAUCAUUACCAUUUCGCAGGUGUGAUGCACAAAAACUCCUUAGAAUAGAUGUUAACAAGACAAAUAAAUUGUGGGAGUGGUUUGUUCAAACCAAAUGGAUUCAAAAUUACGAACAUAAUUAUUAG
Molecule: messenger RNA, 708 nt
Organism: Rhizophagus irregularis DAOM 181602=DAOM 197198
Lineage: Eukaryota; Fungi; Glomeromycota; Glomeromycetes; Glomerales; Glomeraceae
Molecular function (GO): protein binding
Source: RefSeq, a predicted model, not a curated record